GAAUAAUGUCUUCGGCACCAACAAAAAGAAUAUUGACUCAACUGACCCAUGUGCAAGAGAAAUAUACACAAAAAAAUCGCUUCAGUCGGGAUCGACUCGUAUGAGACAAAGAUUGGAAAAAUGUGAUCAAGCUGCUUCCGAUCUCCCACUAUAGUUCACUAGUUAGUGAACAGGAAAACUGUUGAGGAGCUUCACGGCGUGAAAUUCAUACUAUCAGCGUUUCAACGGCUUUGUAAAGGACCUACGAAACCUUCAGGUGGAUAACAAGCUUCUGGUGACGAGCAGACUCUAUGACCGUGCGGAAGGGAAACCGUUUGGGCAUCUCCAUCCAGGAGCACAUGGCCAUCAACGUCUGCCCGGGCCCCAUACGCCCCAUCCGUCAGAUCUCUGCCUACUUCCCUCGCCUCUCGCCCACUUCCUCCUUCUCGGAGCCGCUCUCGCCCAACCAGCUGACGGCGCCGGCUCCGCUGAGCCCCGGCAGCGCGGGCCAAGGUGGAGGAGGAGCAGCGGGAGGAGGAGACGGAGAAGGAGGAGGCGGGGCGAGCAGAUGCCUUUUGUCUCCACUGCUACCGGGAGCCGCAGGAGGAGGAGGGUCGCUGUCGGCCAUGAGCAGCAUGGACACCUCCAUCGAGAUCGACAGCUGCGACAGCGACGACAACACCUCCCUGGGGACGUUAGAGUUUGACCUUCUGUACGAGAAAGCCACCAGCUCCUUACACUGCACAGUCCUCAGAGCAAAGGGUUUGAAGCCGAUGGAUUUCAACGGUCUGGCCGAUCCCUACGUCAAGCUGCAUCUGCUGCCGGGAGCCUGCAAGGCGAAUAAACUGAAAACAAAGAUUGUUCGAAACACACUCAACCCCGUGUGGAACGAGACGCUCACCUACUGCGGCAUCACCGAGGAAGACAUGUAUCGCAAAACUCUCAGGGUGUCCGUUUGUGACGAAGACAAGCUGACACAUAACGAGUUCAUCGGGGAGUCGAGGGUGGCCCUGCGCCGCGUGAAGCCUGACCAGACCAAACACUUCAACAUCUGUCUGGAGCAUCCGCCUCCUCUGCCCUCGCCGACGGCGAUGAGCACGGCCCUGAGAGGAAUCUCCUGCUACCUCAGAGAGUGGGAGACGGAGCAGCAGAGGAGUCUGGAGGAAAGGGGCCGUUUGCUGCUUUGCCUCCAGUUCCUGCCCCCAAACGGUGACGGCGACUUGAAGGGCGAGGCCAAGGAGAGAGCUCGGGGUGGGCUCUGCGUGGGCGUCAAGCGCUGCGCCCACCUGGCAGCCAUGGACGUCAACGGCUUCUCCGACCCCUACGUCAAAACGUACCUGAAGCCAGAUGUCCAGAAGAAAUCCAAACACAAAACAGCCGUCAUAAAAAAGACUCUCAACCCAGAGUUUAAUGAGGAGUUCUUCUAUGAGAUCUCCUUCACAGAGUUAGCUUCUAAGACACUAGAGGUCACAGUUUGGGACUACGACCUGGGGAAGUCCAACGACUUCAUAGGGGGCGUCUCCUUCGGCUGCCACUCGCAGGGCGACGCUCUGCAGCACUGGAUCGACUGUCUGAAGAACAAGGGCCAGAAGGUGGAGCGCUGGCACACCCUGACCAACGAGCUGCCCGGCUCCACGGUGCAGGAGUGAAACCGAGACGAUUUGCCGCACGCGCUGAGCACGUCCUGCAUGACUGCCAUGGAUUCAUUUCCUGCUGACUGAAAGCAGCAGUAACCUAACAUUUGAGCUAGAUGGACUUAAUUUAAAGGUGACCUAUUAUGCUUCCUUCAUCAGGUGAGGACAGGUCUCUGGUCUACACAAAACUUGUUCAUCACAUUGUUUGCACAAAAUAAUGAGAUUUUUAAUGAGGUCUUUUAAGAAUGAGUUGUUUCAGGGCAUCCUGUCACUUUAAAUCCACGCCUGCCCCCCAACUUAACGUUUACACUCGCAAGUGAAAAUGGCUGCAAGCAGACG
Poecilia latipinna (sailfin molly) is the source of this 1952-nucleotide messenger RNA. Its product is annotated as double C2-like domain-containing protein alpha. Bases 291 to 1628 code for a protein of 445 amino acids. Gene Ontology annotation, biological process: regulation of calcium ion-dependent exocytosis; exocytosis; spontaneous neurotransmitter secretion. Lineage: Eukaryota; Metazoa; Chordata; Actinopteri; Cyprinodontiformes; Poeciliidae. The record is from RefSeq and is a predicted model, not a curated record. Gene Ontology annotation, cellular component: synapse; extrinsic component of synaptic vesicle membrane. The transcript is spliced from 11 exons.